Drosophila rhopaloa is the source of this 1708-nucleotide messenger RNA. Its product is annotated as pre-mRNA-splicing factor 38B. Gene Ontology annotation, cellular component: precatalytic spliceosome. The transcript has 7 exons. The record is from RefSeq and is a predicted model, not a curated record. The coding region runs from base 141 to 1571 and encodes 476 amino acids. Lineage: Eukaryota; Metazoa; Arthropoda; Insecta; Diptera; Drosophilidae.
UAACGCAUACACAUCGCCAAUUUAGGCAUUUUCUCGCACGUAAAGUUGCAAAUAGUGCGUGCAUUUUUCGCACUUUCCCGCGCGCACAUACCUCCGGCAGCCGUGAAAUUGAUGCCCCCAGUUCUGGAAGAUUAGUAGGCAUGGACGAAGAUUAUUCGGCGUCAUCUUCGGCCGGCGGCGGCGGUGGCAAGAAGGCCGGCGUGGGCAAGCAGCACAACACGCUGCCCUUCUGGGGCAACGAGAACUCGAUGAACCUGAAUCCCCUGAUCCUGGCCAACAUCCAGAGCUCCAGUUACUUCAAAGUCCACUUGUUCAAGCUGAAAACCUAUCACGAAGUGGUCGACGAGAUCUACUACCAGGUGAAGCACAUGGAGCCCUGGGAGCGUGGAUCCCGCAAAACGUCCGGCCAAACGGGCAUGUGCGGCGGUGUGCGCGGCGUUGGCGCCGGCGGCAUCGUGUCCACGGCGUACUGCCUACUCUACAAGCUAUACACGCUGCGACUGACCCGGAAGCAGAUCAACGGACUGCUCAACCACACAGACUCGGCCUACAUCCGCGCACUAGGUUUCAUGUACUUGCGAUACACGCAGCCGCCGAGUGACCUGUACGACUGGUAUGAGGACUAUCUGCAGGACGAGGAGGAGAUCGACGUAAAGGCGGGCGGCGGCCAGGUACUAAGCAUCGGACAGAUGGUCUAUCAGUUUAUGACCAAGCUGGACUGGUUCUCCACGCUCUUCCCGCGCAUCCCCGUGCCCAUUCAGAAGCAGAUCGAGAAGAAGAUUGAGCAGUACUGCAGGGAGCAGGGUCUGACCGUUAACCAGCUGAGCACGGGCCGGUCGGCAGCGGGUCAGGGCGCUGGCGGUGGCGGUGGUCAAGGAGCCGCUGGCCAGGAUGCGGACUACCAGGAGUACCAAGAGGGAGGUGCUGGCAUGGAUCGUGGAGGCAACGGCGGCGGGGAUCUGGCUCCCGACCCAACGCCUACCCACCACCAAUUAACUACCGCAACGAUCAUGAUGAUCGUGACUAUUAUGCCGCCUCCUCGGGCUCGUCCCACGCCCGUGGACGAGGUGGCUACGAGGACUACCCACCGGCGCCGCUGCUGCCACAGAUGCCCUAUGGUUCGGGCGGUGAACGCGAAAGGGAGAGAGAUCGAGUGCGGGAUAAGGAAAAGGACUACGAUCGCCACCGCAGCAAGCACAAGAGAAAGCACAAGCACAGACAAAAUUCGCGUAGCCGGAGCAGAAGUCGCAGCAAGAGUCGCCACCGCUCUGAGCGGCAUGAGCGCAAGCGCGACGGCGGUGGAGGGUGCUAUGAGCGCAGCAGCAAGAGCCGGCACAACGAACACUAUGAAGAGCGGGAGCGACGACACCGGUGAAGGCCGAUCCGGAUCCCACCCACCAGACAAACCUACUCCUGCUUCAGUUGUUUUACUACUAACUAACUUUGUUUCCACUAUAACAUAUACAUUUUUAAUUGUGAAACAUUUUCACUUCUUUGGGAGCCGCGAAAGACAUAUGCGCUUCUUACUCAGGUUAAACACUCCCCGAAUACCUAAAAUCCCCCAAAACUAACUCUAAAAACUAGACACAAUCACACACUCAGACACAGCAGCAAGGCUAUAUUUUGUAAUUUGUGACAACACUUACGCUGAUAAAAUAGUUUCCAAGUUGUGUUUAUGCAAAUAAAGUCAAAACUAAUUUGUUUAAAA